GAGCCGAGCCGCAUUGUCUGAACGCGGACAAAGAAGGAGCCACACGGCGCGAGCAUCGGGGCAGGUGAGCGGCCAGGUGUCAUGGCAACCGACGUUAUCGGCCACGAGACGAAGCCGCCUCGGCCACAGCGCGGUGUCCGCGCGACUCCGUCCGCCUGAACUUCUCCAUGUCCGCGGUCCAUCCGCCACAGUUCGCUGCGUCCUUGGCCGCUCGCACGCAGCUGGCAGCGGGGCUAACAAAGCCUUUGUUUCGAAAGCUAAUUUCCGCGUUUCGUUAUUUUUCGCAGGCGUUGCGUUAAAUAUUCACUUUUUUGGGGGAAUAUUUUGUGGCUGUCGUGAGUUAGCGUUAGCGUUUUAGCCCUCGACGCGAGCCGUCUUCUCCUCCAGCUUUAAUCUACGUGUGCUUGUUUACGGGCUGGAUGAGAUGUCAUUCACCAUGGAGGAUAACUUGGAGUCCGGAUGGGUCUCCGUCCGGCCCAAAGUCUUCGACGAAAAAGAGAGACAUAAAUUCGUUUUUAUCGUGGCCUGGAAUGACAUCGAGGGAAAGUUCGCCAUAACCUGCCACAACAGGACGGUGCAGAGACGGAGCACUCUCCUGGACGUCGACGCCGCCGCCCCCGGUGCGUCGGUGGGUGAAAAACACCCAAAAAGUCCCGUCACGGCCAAGAAAGACGAAGUGUCCCAGGCGGGUAGAGCCAGACCGCACUCUGUCCCGAAAGGUAAAUCCUCCACAAACGCUCCUGCUGGGGAUAAGCAGGUGUUAAAACCGGCGUGCUCACAGACGUUCGUUAGCCACACAAUGGGGUCCUGGGAUGUCGUGACCCCCAAAGUGGUAGAUAUGGAGAUCCUGGACCCGGUGGACCUCCUCCCGUCCCCGGAGGACGCUGACCCCGCGGAUGGUGACCCCAGCGGCCGAGAGGACUUCAGCUGGGCCGGGCUGUUUUCUUUCCAGGACCUGCGGGCCGCCCACCUCCAGUUGAGCGCCGUCAACUCGGACCUGGAGCCGUGCCUGCCGUCGUUCCCGGAGGAGCAGUCCGGCGUGUGGUCGGUGCUGUUCGGCGCCACCGCCGGGAUGUCCCAGCGGGAGACGGACGCCCUGUGCUACCAGCUGCAGGUGUACCUGGGCCAUGCCCUGGACACCUGCGGCUGGAAGAUCCUCUCCCAGGUGCUGUUCACCGAGAGCGACGGCUCGGAGGAGUACUACGAGAGCCUGAGCGAGCUGCGGCAGAAAGGCUACGAGGACGCGCUGGACCGGGCCAAGAGGCACAUGCAAGAGGUGUUGGACAGGCACCGGGUCUCGGACAGCAUGGUGGAUCUGCUGCAGCUGUACCCCGAGGAGGACGAGGCGUACGGGGAGCUGCUGGAGGCGACCACCCAGCUCUACCACUACCUGCUGCAGCCCUUCAGGGACAUGAGGGAGCUGGCGAUGCUGCGGCGACAGCAGAUUAAGAUCUCCCUGGAGACGGAGCGCCUGGGACCUCGUCGCAUCGACAGCCUGAGGAAAGAGGACGAGGAGUGGCAGAAGAAGGCCCACGCCGCCGUGCUGUCCAUCCAGGACCUGACCGUCAAGUUCUUUGAGACCACGACUCGAGCGCAGAAAGCCCUGUAUGAGCGAAUGCGUGCUGACCAGAAGAAGUUUGGGAAGUCGGCGUGGACGGCGGCGGUGGAGCGCAUGGAGCGGCUGCAGUACGCCGUCUCCAAAGAAACGCUGCAGUUGAUGAGGGCCAAAGAGAUCUGCCUGGAGCAGAGGAAGCACGGCCUGAAGGAGGAGAUGCAGAGCCUGCAGGGUGGAGAGGAUGCCAUGCUGCGUCUGGACCAGCUGGAGGCGCUGUACUACGAGCUCCAGCUGCAGCUGUAUGACAUCCAGGCCGAGGUGCUGCGCUGCGAGGAGCUGCUGCUGACGGCGCAGCUGCAGAGUCUGCGCAGACAGAUGACAGAGCGACAGGACGAGGUGGUGUACUACGAUGCCUUUGAGAGCCCCGACGCCAUGAAGGGCGUAGAAGACCCAGUGACGCCGCCGUCGCCGCUGCGGGACGAAGAACUGGGCGUCCUGCAGCAGAGGACCCGGCAGCUGGAGGCCCGGCGGGGGCGAAUCACCUCCAAGAAAGUCUACCUCAAAAACAAGAAGGAAAUCUGCAUCGCCAAUCACAACCAGAAGAUACAGCAGCGCCAGGGUAGCUAUGGAGACGGCAGCUCUCUGCCGCCGUUUCAACAGGGAGAAGCCGAAGAAGACGAAGCGAAGCAAAAUGCCAGAGUGAGUCAGGAGAGGCAGAGGACUCUGGACCGGCUCCGCAGCCUCAAACAGCGUUAUCCCGGUCAGGUGACCGUGAAGUCCAGCCGCCUGCGUCUGAGUCAGCCCCACAGCCGGAGGCGAGCCGGACCGCAGCCGAGCACGCAGGCCGCCAGCGUCCAGACCGACUGCAUCUCCGACCUCCCAGAGCUCUCGGCUCCUCCCCCGCCGGACCCCUGCGGCUGCGACAGCGUGUCGUUACCCACCGUCGACCUGCAGAGCCUCGACUCCGCCCCCGCCUUCCUCUCGCUGCCUCCCCUCUCGGCCUCCCCGCCCGUCCUCUCGCUGGGGUCUCCUCCCCCGCCUCCCCCUCCGCCGCCCCCGCCUCCGCCGCCGCCGCCGCCGCCUCCCUCCCUGGAGUACCAGCCGCCGGCGGAGGGAGGGGCGAAGACGCCUCCAAGCAGCGGCGGCAGCAGCCCGGCCCGGCAGCGCGAGUGCGAGUCCGACUCGCUGCCGCUGGCUCCGUUUUCCCCGCGCUUCUUCGACAGCAGCCAGCUGCUGACGGCGAGGAAGAAGCUGAAGAAGACUUCCUCUCUGGACUCAUCGCAGUGGAGGAGAGCGAGCUCGCCGAUGGACGAGGUGCUGGCCUCCCUCAAGCGCGGCUGUUUCCACCUGAGGAAGGCCGAGCUGCGGGUCCUGGGGCCCGACCCGGACGACGACAGCAACAACAUCCUGGCUCAGAUCCGGCAGGGCGUGCGGCUGAGGAAGGUACGGACCCGGCCGGAGCAGCAGCAGCGCCACCCCAAGAGCUUCACCCACUCGGCCGACGCUUUGACGCGCAGCAUCCACGAGGCCCUGAGGAGAAUCAAGGAGGCGUCGCCGGAGUCGGAGUCGGAGGACGAAGGCCUGCCCUGCACCGACUGGGAAAACUAAUGACCGGAACAGACUCUCUUGCUUUUUAUUACAGAUCUGUGGAGCCAAAAUGAAGCUCCAGUUGUGAAGACAAACCAGAGCUGCAUCACCUGGAGACACCUCGAUGCAAAUUAAGCAGAAAACUUUCUUUUCUUUUACAUCAGAAGACGUUUUCUCUGACAAAACUUUUCUUUUUUUUACGUCAGUGCAGUGGCACUCUUGGCGAGGAUACAACCUCUAACCUCUCGUGAUGUCAAAGUCGUACAGUGGCGGCUGUGAUGAGUUUUUUUGUAGUAGGACGCUUCACCUCCAGCCCCUCACUGAACAUGUUUACUGUACAUGUUUACUGUAUGAGACUUGUACUGUAUGAGUCGAGGCGUUUUGGUGUAAGGAGGCAGGUUUGCCGCCUGUCGGUUCGUCUUUCAGUGUACAGGACUCGCAACGUGUUCAUUUUUACACACCCAAACUCGUCAAACGAUGGAAAAUUGGGUCAAUUUUUUUUUUUUUAUCACGGUAGUUUGAAGAAAGAAAAUCCUAAUUAUUUUUCUGUUCGAGGUUUUUUUCCACAAUGGACGAGUUUAACAUGGUCAAGUAACAGGAAGGAGCUUAAUGUAGGAAGACUGACACAGCUUCUCGUUUUAUAACAAAUAAUUUCAUGCAAUGGCAAAAUAUAGCCACAAAAAAAACAAAAUAUAAACGUUAACCUCAUCUCGGAGGUCUACGAACUGUUACUGGUCUGGAGCUUGGUGGCGUUGUGCUGCAGGCUCUGCGGCUCACUGACGACGUUCAAGCACCAACUUUAAGGCACUGAUGAGGCUGAAGGGACACAGACCACAGCAAGUGUGAUUGGUAGCUCCUGUUUGCUACGUCGCUGCUUUUCCCCCCCUCUCUGUCUCAUUUCACUCAUUCAGCUUCACUUCACUCAGUUUCUGUUGGAGAAAUGUUAGCAAAGGUAGUUGAAAUGGUGACACACCUGCAGAGAUUUAGACACUACAGCAGAAAUAUAUUGAACAGAAAUUCCCAUUUUAACUUUGAAUGAAUUUAACAGAGAAAUUUUUAAAAAUAUUCAGUAUCUAUAAAGCUAUACUAUAAAGUAUAAAAAAAACCGAAACAAGCCUGCCUGAUGCAGUGAUUUGCAUCAAAACUAUGACUCCUGCUUCAAGUCAGGACUCUGAAUGUACCGGACUGACACUUUAAUCACAUCAAAAACCUAUUUUUGCUUUUAGGUUAUGUGGGAAUACUUGGCCAUAAAUUGCAGGGUGAUGUAAUCAUAGCCACCGUCACGUUUUCUAAAUGAAAUGUUUACCCGGUGCGCACAAAGGAUCAGACUUCAGAAAGCUCAGCCCGGCUGGGGGCGGAGCUAAAUACGAAACUUUUGCAUCUGGCUUGAUGUGAAACGGCCAACAGGACCUGAGCUUUCCGUUAUAUACUGUAUAUUUCCAUUACUCCGUAUCUCCAACACUGGACAACUUAGCACACAAACGUCCUCUUUCUCCUCCCAGGAAGCCGUUAACGCCUGGUCAGUAUUUGGCGAAAUGCACGCAAAACAUUUCUAUUUUGGCUACAUUUGAAGUAUAAAUGAUUACUUGAAUCUAGCUUUUUUUUUUUUUGUGUGUGUUGUGUGUGUAUGUGUGUGUUUGUCACUUUGUGGAGAUGGGAAAAUGGAUUGUUGUUCAAUUUUAAUAUCUGCACAGCUUUAUUACAUCUCAUUUAUCAUCUUUGAUGAAAAUGAAGAUAAAAAUGCAGAAAUGGAUAACUUUAUUGGAGCUCAGAGACUAAAACCCUCAACUAUUUUCCAUCAUUAAAAGCCAUUUUUCCAACAACAAAAACUCAUUCAAUGUUUGCAGCUUCUGCUGCAGUUUUGUACACUAGCAAUCGAUAGAUUUUAGGUUUUGGGUCAUUUUAUUGGAGAAAAUUACAGGUUACAGGAUACUGGUGGAUGUGUGUUUUGUCAAGGGGUAGAUAAAAAACCAAUCAUGUGUUGUACUUGCAGAGGUUGUUUGUUGCCCUCUGCUGGUAAACAGCCCUCACAACAUGUUUAUGGUCUUUUUUUUUUUUUUGGAAAGCUUGCUUGUUGUCAUUGUCAUUUUAUCCACCAGAGAGUUUCUCUCAUUUUCCACUGCCUUGGGUUUUAUUUUUUUUUUCCUCCUUUCCCAAAACUUUGUUUUCCAAGUUUACUCACUUUCUGUAUUGGAGUUGUUUGAGUUUGUCGUGUGUGUGUGAGUGAUUUUUAUUUUAAAUUUUAUUUUAUAUAUUUUUUAAUCAACAAUCAAACCUGUUUCUAACCGAAAAAAAAAGUCACAUUUUAUUGUUUUUAACAUCUUUUGCACAAAGUUACAUAGCUAAUGAUUUUAUUCCUCAAUUCAAAUAUGUAUAUAUUAGAUAUAUUGUUUAUGUGCCGAAGAGCAACGGAUAUUUUUCCUAGCUGGGUAUAUUGACUGGAAACAGGGGGAAACAACUAGUUCAGGUCUGCUUAGAGACAAAAAUAACGUCGGGUCUGUCUCGAAAUGUCAUUAAACACGUGAAAAGCUGAAACCAGCUCACUUUGGCCCAUUCAACUACAUCUCCCAUGAUGCAUCGGGGCAAGAUACGGAAGCUACAGGCUAACUCCGGCUAACUAACUCUAAGCUAACUCCAGCUAAUGCCAGGCUUUCUUCUAAAGUAAGUCAUUUCACGAUGCCGUAUUCGUAUUUUUAAUCUUCCUUAAACACUCCUCUCGCAUUUUGCUUGUAAAAAAAUUCGUUAAAACGACUUUUCAAGCAGUUUUCGACCGCUCGUUUCGAUGGCAACCAUUUCCGCCAGAAAUGAGCAAUUUGAAACGUUUUCCAGUUCGAAAAUGUUUUACCUGCAGCUUCCAGUGCUUCAAUGAAGAAUUCCGACUUGUUAUGUAUUUCUUUAUUUUAUUUUCCAACAAACGUCCCAGAGAGAAGCAGGUGGACGUGAUUUUGGCUUUCUUCAUAUUUAAAGUAAUGAAUUAGCUUUUAUCGGAUGUUUUUUGGUUAAAGGGUAAAUUUGUUAAACAAAAUUAAAAAAAUAAAGAAUUACACUACUGUUGAUAAAACAGUUCUGAAGAGAAAGCUUUGAAUCUCAGUAAACAUUAUGGCCAAUCUCUUGAAAUAACAGGAAAUCUAGAGUGGCAUAUGAAUCAAGAUCAAGCAGUUCUAAACAAAAUGAAUGUAAAUAAAAUUAAAAAAUAAAUGUGAGAAAUGAAGGGCCCCCGGCUGGUUGUUUCCCCUUUGAGUCUGGUCUUUUUUGCUGAGCUAACAGGCAUAUUGUACCACAGCAAACACUUUCCCAGAAAAUACAAGAUUUCCUGAAUGAGGUAACUUGUGCUGAAAACAGUUACUGCUGCUACGAGUUGAAGCCAUGACGAAUAUUUUGCCUGCAGUUCCUCCUCAUUCACACAGAUCUUACAUUUUUUUUGAAAGCUGUUCAAUUUUUUUUUAUUUUUUUUUUACGUUUGUAGGAUCCAAAUUUUAGAUGUUCCUUCCAGCCCUGAACUUUUAACACCUGAACGCACGAGGCCGAUUUGAGGGAAAUCCCAUCACAGCGGAAGUGCAAUAAUGAAGAUGGAAAAAGUCAUUUUUUAUGAAUUAUUACUGUAAUGAACUGUAAAUCCUAAAAAAAAAAAAAAAAAAAAAAUCUGCAUGCCUAAAUGUGUUGAAGUAUUUAUUGAAACUUCAGAUUUUAAAGAAUUUUUAAAGCGUACAAAUGUAAAUGUACUUUAUAGGGUUUUUCUUUUUUUUUGUUUCCUAUCAUGACAUUCCUCUCUGCUUUCUAUAUCCAAUUAUAUAUAUUUUCUCCUUUUAAAAUAAACUGAAACUUCAAAAUGUU
Salarias fasciatus (jewelled blenny) is the source of this 6976-nucleotide messenger RNA. RefSeq names its product junction-mediating and -regulatory protein-like. Gene Ontology annotation, cellular component: cytoplasm; nucleus. Gene Ontology annotation, biological process: intrinsic apoptotic signaling pathway by p53 class mediator; Arp2/3 complex-mediated actin nucleation; 'de novo' actin filament nucleation. The transcript is spliced from 10 exons. Lineage: Eukaryota; Metazoa; Chordata; Actinopteri; Blenniiformes; Blenniidae. The record is from RefSeq and is a predicted model, not a curated record. Gene Ontology annotation, molecular function: transcription coactivator activity; Arp2/3 complex binding; actin binding. The coding region runs from base 425 to 3163 and encodes 912 amino acids.